AUGGCUGACAAAGUAGCUGUCGUGACAGGCUCAAAUAAAGGCAUAGGAUAUGCUACAGUCCGAGAACUGUGCAAACGAGGUGUGGGAUCUGUAUACCUAACAGCAAGGAAUAUACAAAAAGGCCAAGAAGCAAUUAAAAAUUUAAAAAAAGAAGGUUUUAAUCCUCUCUUCCAUCAACUCGAUGUAACGGAUAAGGACAGUGUAAAGGUAUUUGCAGAUUUUUUGAAACGAAAGCAUAGUGGUUUGGAUAUUCUUAUUAAUAAUGCUGGAGUCAUAACUUCAAAUUUCACCGAGACUACAUAUGAAGAUUCGGUACGUGUGCUUAACACUAAUUACUACGGUGAGGUAACUAUGCAAAAUUAUAUGUUUCCAAUUUUGAAUGACAAUGCUCGAGUUAUAAACAUAUCUAGUGAUUCUGGUCAUAUUUCUAAUCUAAAAAACACCUACUGGAUCAAUCGACUUACCAAAGAAGACAUUAAAGUGGAAGACAUAAAUGCAUUUGUGGAUUGGUUUUUGGAUUCUGUUAAGAAUGGCACUCUCAAUGAAGAAGAUUUUGAGGAAAUGCCUCUUUUAGCGUAUAUAAUUUCGAAGAUUGCUCUCUGUGCUUUGACAAGAGUCCAACAAAAGGAAGUGGGACGAGGUAUAUCAGUAAAUUCCUUAAAUCCAGGGUACGUCAAGACCGAUAUGACAAAUAAUACCGGUUACUUAACUAUGGAAGAAGCAAGUGAUGCCCCUGUUUAUUUAGCUCUGGAUGUUGACCAAUCUGUUAAGGGAAAAUUUUUCUGGUUUGAUAAAACCGAAAAAGAGUGGGCAGACCCGAAUCAAAAGUUAUUUAUACCUUACGCGGAUAUGGAAAGACUACUAAAUCUAAUUUAA
This is a messenger RNA of Pararge aegeria (speckled wood butterfly), 876 nucleotides long. RefSeq names its product carbonyl reductase [NADPH] 1-like. Bases 1 to 876 code for a protein of 291 amino acids. NCBI's taxonomy places the organism in Eukaryota, Metazoa, Arthropoda, Insecta, Lepidoptera, Nymphalidae. Gene Ontology annotation, molecular function: oxidoreductase activity, acting on the CH-OH group of donors, NAD or NADP as acceptor. The transcript has a single exon. The record is from RefSeq and is a predicted model, not a curated record.